Elgaria multicarinata webbii is the source of this 2321-nucleotide messenger RNA. RefSeq names its product growth hormone inducible transmembrane protein (gene GHITM). NCBI's taxonomy places the organism in Eukaryota, Metazoa, Chordata, Lepidosauria, Squamata, Anguidae. Gene Ontology annotation, cellular component: mitochondrial inner membrane. The record is from RefSeq and is a predicted model, not a curated record. Bases 97 to 1143 code for a protein of 348 amino acids. The transcript is spliced from 9 exons.
ACGGUCGUCUUCCCAGCGGGCUUUGCUUCGGAACGCAAACGACGUGUGGUGGGACGUUGAGAGGUAGAACUUGCCAUUAACUUGACUGUUGCAGUCAUGUUGGCAGCAAGGCUGGUGUGCCUUCGGGCUCUCCCCUGCAGGAGUCUGCGCCCUGCACUCACUCAGACUUCACCUGCUUUGAGGAAUUCCACUCUGAAGACAAAACAGUGGCUUCUGCAGCCUUAUCAGGGAUAUGCCUCCAGAGCCAGGAUGGGUAUACGACGGGGAAAAACUGGUCAAGAAAUUAAGGAAGCAGCUUUUGAACCAGCGAUGGAGACAGCCUUUAAAGUUGAUCAGAUGGGAAGAUGGAUUGUUGCUGGGGGUGCUGUUGUUGGUCUUGGAGCCGUCUGUUAUUAUGGACUGGGGAUGUCUAAUGAGAUCGGAGCCAUUGAAAAAGCUAUCAUUUGGCCGCAGUAUGUGAAAGACAGAAUCCGUUCAACCUACAUGUACUUUGCAGGAAGUGUUGGUUUAACAGCAUUGUCUGCUGUGCUAGUCAGUAGAUCUCCUGCUCUCAUGGGUGUCAUGAUGAGGGGUUCCUGGCUGGCAAUCGGUGCAACCUUUGCAGCAAUGAUUGGGGCUGGAAUGUUGGUUAGAUCAAUUGAUUACGAAUAUAGCCCUGUCCCUAAACAUCUGGCUUGGAUGCUUCAUGCAGGUGUUAUGGGUGCCGUGGUGGCUCCUCUGACUCUUCUGGGUGGCCCUCUGCUCAUCCGAGCUGCUUGGUAUACAGCAGGAAUUGUAGGUGGUCUUUCAACUGUGGCCAUGUGCGCGCCAAGUGAGAAGUUUCUGAACAUGGGAGCACCCCUGGGAGUAGGCUUUGGCCUUGUGCUUGCUUCUUCUGUUGGAUCCAUGUUCUUUCCUCCGACAUCUGUCUUUGGUGCUGGCCUCUAUUCUGUGGCUGUUUAUGGCGGCUUGGUACUUUUUAGUCUGUUCCUGCUCUACGAUACCCAGAAAGUUGUAAAAAGGGCAGAGACUCAGCCGAUGUAUGGUGUAGGUCUACAAAAGUACGAUCCCAUCAACUCGUGUAUGGGUAUUUACAUGGAUACUCUCAACAUCUUUAUCAGAGUUGCCACCAUGCUUGCUGGUGGUGGCGUCAGAAAGAAGUAGAUGUCAGCUUACUUUGACACACGAUACGGAUGGAUCAUCAAACACUUUGGCUCAUCUGCUUAGUGCAUAAGACCUAAUAAAGUUUGUGUUGUGUACAAGCAGCUUUCAUGUAGAAGUCAGAUGUUCUAAGCACUUCAGCAUGAUCUUUAAGGUGUUUUCAGUGUAAUGUGACUUGGCUCAGUUUCCUGUUUAACUUUUAAACAGUCGAGUGGAAACUAGAUUGCUACAUACUGCAUUCAAUCACUUUCUCUUUAAUUUGGGGGUUUUGAAAUGGGAAAGAAGUUAGUUUCAAUAUGUGUAUAUUUGUUACCGGUGUAAGUUCUGCUCCCUCUUCUAAAAAGAUGAAGGUCUCUGCUGUGUGGUAAUCUCACUUUAAAUAUUGGAGCAGCCCAAGAGAGCAUUAUUGAAACCAGCAUGAAUGAGCCAAAUACAGAUAUGUGCUCAGAAGUUAUUUAUAGACAACUAAUUGCACUGAAAUACAAAAUACGUUGACAGCAACUGAGUGUAGCCACCCCCAUGAAUGAUGACAAAAUGGCUAAUAAAAAUGGAGUUCUAAAAGGAUAGUUAUUAGGGUUCUCUGCUUUUCAGAAGAAAGUCAGGAAACUAGCUAGUAUUUGUUCAACUGUUACACAACUACCAUCAACUAAAUGUAGCUUCCCUUUGACAAGAUUGCAAAAACAGUGAAAGCUAGGUAAACUAGGAAUGGUGAAGAAAAUCUCUUGAAUGGCAAUGUGAAGGAAAAUGAAUCCAUUUGGGAACUUCAGGUCUGCAUUUUCCUUCAAAGUCAAACUGGGACACACAUUUCACUUUGGAUUAUGCUUUCCUCUCUAUUCUCAUCUCAAGUGCUGCCACUCAACUGACUGUUCCUUUUGAUUUUAUCCUGAGUGGACUCCUUCACUAAGCAAUGAUUUCUAAAAGACAUUCCAUCAGGAUGUCGCUUUAAUUCAAGAACUGCAAUUUUUGCCAUUGUAAUAUUUUUAUAAGCUGGGAGAACAUAUGUACGGGAAUUCAUCGGGUAGAAUAAAAGUUAUUUUGGAAACUGCUGAAGCCUCUUAACUUUUUUAGUGCUCAUCUAUUUUAACUGUUGUGAGAUGGCAAUUCAAUAACUUUAUUCUCCUUCCACCAUGCCAGGCUAUGCUUGUACCAGUUUCUGAAACAAUAAAAGUCCUAGCCCAGCA